This is a messenger RNA of Hevea brasiliensis (rubber tree), 746 nucleotides long. RefSeq lists its product as uncharacterized. Lineage: Eukaryota; Viridiplantae; Streptophyta; Magnoliopsida; Malpighiales; Euphorbiaceae. The transcript is spliced from 2 exons. The record is from RefSeq and is a predicted model, not a curated record. Bases 184 to 480 code for a protein of 98 amino acids.
UUGGAGAUCAAAUAUCUCAAAAAUUCCAGAUUGUUGUUUUGACAUCGCAAACUGCAAUAACAGAAAUCGCGCGAUUCACACGUGCAAAACACACCUUCAUAAAUCACUCUACAAACAAAACCCAAACCCAAAACUUAUCGUCAGUCAUUUUCAUUUGUGUGCGGAGCAGCCGGAGAAACCGCGAUGGCGUUGAACAACGGUCUCAGAUCUGCCUCCAAGUUAUUAUCGUCUUCUGAUUCCAUUUUCUCUAAGUCAGUGAAUAGAGGCUUCCACUCAACAGGAGCAAAGAGGAUGGGAGGAGGUCAUGCACAUGGCCAUGAUGAACCAUACUACCUUCAUGCAAAACACAUGUACAACUUGGACAGGAUGAAACAUCAGAAAAUUAAAAUGCCUCUUGCUGUCUUUACUGCCUUCAGCAUUGGUGUCAUCGUUCCUAUAUAUGCUGUCAUUUUCCAGCAGAAAAAGACUGCUUCUGCGUGAGUCAUGAUGCGUUGGUGCAGUAACUGGAACAAGUUUGGAAUGCAUUUCUUGGGGACUGUUGGCAUUCCUAAGUUGGGUUCAUUUUGGUUCUUUUUGCUGUUAGUUUUCAAUGUUUAAUGUUGGCAAAUAGGAUUUGAAGACUUGUUUUUUCAUAAUAAUAUCAUACAGUAACAAAUCGAUUCUGAAUGAAUCGUGGGUUCAAAUACGUUGCUUUCUUUAAUAUGCUUAACAUGGUGCUUUGGAAUCAAAUCUUUUAUUUUUGCUGA